UCGCAGUCGUGUGGUUCUCCCGCUGCCCCCCGCGGUGCGUGCUCUCUCCUUUUCGUGGCGACGACUGGGCGACAGCAGCUGCCGCCCCCAGCAAGUACUCAGGUCGUCGUCGUCGUCGGGCUCUUGGCCACCGACGAGCACCACUAGACUCGCAUUUAAACAUCCCUGGAGAUGCAUCCCCCACUAACCUUACACAGACAUCCUAUGUGUGCUGAGGUUAUCGAAGCAUUCCAGAAGUGCCAUGUGAACCACCCGGUUAAGAAGUUCUUUGGCGAGUGCACAGAUCUUAAGAUCAAGCUAGACCAGUGCUUCCGGCAGGAGAAAGCUUUGAAGAGGAAGGCAAACUUUGAGGAGAGCAAGAAAUUUAAAGAACGGUUACAGGCCUAUAAACGGGAAAUGGCUGAGGAAAACAGGGAACACUAACUUGGAAGAGUGGGUGGCGCCAUGAAUUUGAAUGUUCUUUUUCUUACAUUCCAGUAGCCUUGGUUGUGUGCACAUCUUUACUGUUCAAAGUGGUUGCUACUGAUGAGCUAGAGGCUCUAAUCAAUACAGUGAACUCUGGAGUUCUGAACUCAUUCCUGUGUUAGGCUACUUAUGUUGGUCGAUUCUCAAGGAGGAUUAACAACCUAAUGUUCUAUCAGUAACAAUGGAAGCUGUAUAUAGCAGAGUAGCAGACAAAGAACAAUGUUUGCACUAUGUUUUACUGAAUGAACUUAAGAUCGAAUUGAAGUCUUCUAGGCUUUUUAAUUUUAUA
This is a messenger RNA of Sorghum bicolor (sorghum), 754 nucleotides long. Its product is annotated as COX assembly mitochondrial protein 2 homolog. Gene Ontology annotation, cellular component: mitochondrion. Lineage: Eukaryota; Viridiplantae; Streptophyta; Magnoliopsida; Poales; Poaceae. The transcript is spliced from 4 exons. The record is from RefSeq and is a predicted model, not a curated record. Bases 172 to 423 code for a protein of 83 amino acids.